AUGGUGAUGAAGAAACGGAAGACGAAAUUGACACAAUUGAAGCGACGAAAUAACACGCGAAAAAUGGUGACGAGAAAACGUAAGCGGAAAGGAAACAUCGAGGAUAUAGAGAACGUUGAAUUACAAUCGAUACCUUCUACCUCAUCCUUGCAGUCUUUAAAUUCAUCGUCGAAAGGGCAAGUAACUAUGCUGAAUGAUAGGAAUGAUAGUGAUUUGGUUGGAGGCAAUUAUUUUCCUUUCUCUGAACUUCCUUUGAAUGUUCAGAAGAAAAUUUUGACUUAUUUGCCUUUGAAAUGCCGUGUACGUUUGGAGCGUGUAUCGAUGACAUGGAAAAGAUUGUUAAAUAUAUCAUGGCAAAAUAUUACCUUCGCAGACAUUCCGUCUACUGUUACGAAUUCUUUUCAAAUCCGGCCAAUUGAUGACCAUCAUGUUUGUGGCUUCUUACAGAAAUGCGGACGUUAUUUACGCUACAUUGAUUUCUUUAUUCCGCAUGUUAAUAUUGGCAGACAUGUAUUGUUCAGCAUCUGUCAGAGAUGUGUAAACUUGCGUGAAUUGCGCCUAAUAACGGAUGUAAAUGGUUGUGCAAUGACAAAUCUGCUCAAAGAAUAUAGCCAUCAGCUGGCUCAACUCCAGUCUCUUAGUAUUAGUUAUCAAGCUCAAGAUGAACUCUAUAAUGGGAUGCGCGCUGUGGCUCGUUCGAUGACAGAAUUGCGUUCUUUUCGUUUGGAUUGCUAUACGAUGCCUGCAAACGUAUCCGCUUUAUUUCCUAAUAGUCCUCAUAUGAGAAUCUAUUCGCUUUUAUUGAAACAGCCAGCUAAUGUUAGUGCCAGCAGUAGUUCAUCGAUUCAAGGAUCUACUCUGCAGUAUGAAUGUAAAUAUGUUCGUCCUGAAUUUGUAAUUGAUUUCUUUGCUUAUUUGGGGGAUGUGUAUCUCGAGCUUGAACAACUUGACAUCUCAUUUGAUACCAAUUAUCCGGUGAAUGAAGAGAAAAUAUAUCAUAAUUUGCGUAUGAUCGGAACAACGCGUGCAUUGAAACGUUUGAAUUUGCGAAUUGCCGCACUGCUGGAUAACAAUACAGAAUGGUUUGGAACACGAGCUUUACAAGCCCUCGCCUAUUUUCCGACACUGACUCACUUAUCACUGUGGACAUGCGCUCUACCGUUUGAUUUACCGCAGAUAUUGGCGGAAUCACCGUUGGCGAAUAACCUGACAGUGCUUCGAUUAGCUAUUGUACGCAAUCUAUCGAACAAUAUGUUAUGCGCCAUAUUUCGUGCAUUACCAUCGCUCACUUCAUUUACCUUAAUAUAUAGCGUUGAUGGGCGUUUCACAUGUCCAGCUUGCAUUGAUGUGUUGACUUUCGUGCAGUUGUUUCAGUAUUGCCCCAAGAUAAGCGAGCUGGAACUCCAUGAUUGUGUUACGGUGGAUAUUACACGCUUGGCUAUAGCUGCCCACUCGCAUUUUCAUAAUUCAAGCACUUCUUUAGGAAGUGAUGGUUGUCUGAAAAUAGUAGUAAAAACAAGAGAGCGUAAACGACGACGUGAUUCGUUGAAUAGACUACUACGCUGUUGUACAGAGAUUGAAAGCACACAAAAUACAACUAUUGUUAGUAUCUACAAAACAUGCUGUCAUCUGAAAAAAACACCAAUUCUUCCUGAACAUCGAUAA
Molecule: messenger RNA, 1665 nt
Organism: Loa loa (African eye worm)
Lineage: Eukaryota; Metazoa; Nematoda; Chromadorea; Rhabditida; Onchocercidae
Product: F-box domain-containing protein
Exons: 10
Coding region: 1-1665 (554 amino acids)
Molecular function (GO): protein binding
Source: RefSeq, a predicted model, not a curated record